CCAAUGAGGGCGCAGCACCAGUGUUGUGCUCAGGUGGACGAACUUUCCUGUCAAGAUGGCAGCCGCCGUGUCCGUUAGAGGUGCCGGGGAAUCCAGCGGAGGGAGCUGGGAGAGCGACCAGGAUGACGGGGAAGUGUUCAUUCCCGAGGAGGAGGACAGGGGGGAGCCUCGGCUGGAGCCCCAGGAGAUCCGGAUCCGGAGCCGGGUGGAGAGGAUGAAGAGGGAGGUGAGGAACCGGAGGAAGAUCCUCAUCAAGGGGCUGCCGGGAGACAUCGCCAACCAGGAAGUCCAUGACCUACUGGCAGACUAUGAGCUGAAAUACUGUUUUGUUGAUAAAUAUAAAGGAACUGCUUUUGUUACAUUGCUGAAUGGAGAACAAGCAGAAUCUGCCAUCCGAAGAUUUCACCACACUUCUCUCCGUGACCGCGAGAUCUCGGUGCAACUGCAGCCCACAGACUCCCUGCUCUGUAUCGCCAACCUACCACCCGGUUAUACCCAGCAGCAGUUUGAGGACUUGGUCCGCCCGUUUGGUAAUCUGGAGCGGUGUUUCCUGGUGUACAGCGGUGUUACGGGACAUGCCAAAGGCUAUGGCUUUGUGGAGUACAUGAAGAAGGACUCUGCUUCCCGGGCCAAAUCAGACCUGCUGGGCAGGCAGCUGGGUUCCCGCACGCUGUACGUUCAUUGGUCAGAUGUGACCCAGCUAACCUAUGAACUGCUUCACUCCCACUGCCUGUGUGUGGAGCAUCUGAAGGAGUGUGAGGUCACAGAGCUGAAGGCUGCCUUCUCCAAAUCCUGCACCCCCUCUUUCUGCCAGCUGGCAUAUGGCCAGGACGGUCAGUUUAAAGGUUUUGCAAUUGUGGAAUAUGAAUCGGAGGUGAUGGCAGAAGUAGUCCAGUGGCAGAUGGAUAAUGCAGCUGUAGCAGGAAGUUGUGUACGUGUUUCGUUCUGUGCUCCAGGACCUCCAGGGAGAAGCAUGCUAGCUGCAUUGAUUGCUGCGCAAGCUACAGCAAUAAAUCGAGGAAAUGGUCUUCUCCCAGAGCCGAACAUGCUGCAGAUUCUGAACAGCCUGGGUUCUGCCGCCACACUACAACUACUGCUCAGCCCCCUACUGCAUGGGGCAGCUGGGAACAAGCAAGGACUCCUAGGUGCAGCUCCUGCCAUGUCUCUUCUGGCCAAUCCUGGUUUAUCUACCGCUCUCCUGCAGCUGGUACUGCAGGCACAAAGCCCAACACAGAAGCCUGGGAUUCUGGGAGACUCCCCCCUUGCCACAUUAUAUGGAGCUCUGGGCCUAUCACCCCAGCUCACUCCUCCAGGAAAACCUCUUAUACCAGAUCUAGGAAUUGGAGGCUCCCUUCCAGCUGUGGGUCUUCCAUCUGAUUUGGGUACCUCCCAGCUACAGCAGUUUUUGGGACCUCAGCCGCCAGAAUGGGAUAGCCCCCCACCUACCCCUGUUCUAAGCUCCAUUCUUGGUGGGCUGCCAAAGACCACAGAGUCAGCGAUGUCGCUCCUUGGCGAACCACCUGUUCAUUCUGGGCAAUUCAUGAAUUUCCAUGGCCGGAUCCCGAGCACAACCUCACUGGGUCAAGCAAGUAAACCGACCGCCUACAAGCAAAAAGCAGCAGUGCCCAGAGUUCCUCUGGCUUCCUUGCAGGAGUCCAUGCUGACGCCUACAGAGGGCUAUCCUUUUGACUUUCAGGCAGAGCUACCACUUCAAACCUUUUCCCAAAACCGGGACCGUACUGUGCCAAAUCUGAGUUCAUUGGAGCCCAGGAAUAAGGUCUCACCACCUUCAAGAUAUCGAGAGCGCAGUAGCAGUAUGCCGGCUCCUCUGCCUCACUAUAGCGCUGGAUCCCCUACCUCUUACUUCACCAGUGGAUUUCAUGCUGGGCUGCAGCAGACUCACCUGAACAAAGCUGUGGGCAUGCCUCCUACCAGUCCAGGAGGAGUGCUUCUGGAUUAUGAAGAUCAAGUGCUAACCUCUGGAAAUUCCUGUAAAACUCCCAUUGGAGCCCAAAAACGAGGCUUUUCUCACUUGAUCCCAUCCCCUGAGCCAAGCCCCGAGGGAGGUUAUGUUGGACAGCAUUCACAAGGCCUUGGUGGGCACUAUGCAGACUCCUACAUGAAACGCAAGAGGAUCUUCUAGUGUACGGGAAGUCUGCAGGCUGCUUUAUAGAUGAGACCCAUGCCAGCUACAUUACCUUUUUGAGGCUUUUCCUCUUUUCUCGUUUUUAUUUACCAACUCCAAGCGCCUACGCUGCGAUUGCAGCUUGGACGUUAAGAAAUAUGUCAGAAUUUGUCAGAAGCUCAUGUGUAAAACACAGGUUUCCUGCUGCAAUAAAUUUUUAAGUUUUGAUGUUUAUUUAAAGGUUUUUAAAUGUUGUGUAGUUGGAAGGCUACACUUUUAUUUAAGAUGUCUGUCUUUAAUUGUAGCGCCUGUAAAUUCUGCCUUGACUUUUGUUUUUGCCCUUUCUGUCAUGUGGUAGUCUAGUCUUUCUCUCUUUUGUCAUGUUGUACUGUUGCCUUUCUGAGCCAAAUAAGGGUUCCUCAUCAGUAUGUACAUUAGCAACGUCUUAAAGAUUUUCUAAUCCAAUUGAAUUUUUGUUCAAGUUGCAUCUCUGCUUUCAACAGAACUUGUUGCAUGAGACAAUUACCAGAACCUGUAACGGCCAAGUGCCAAAACACAAGGCAGGGUGAUUAAAAACAGUUUUAAGGGA
Molecule: messenger RNA, 2714 nt
Organism: Rana temporaria (common frog)
Lineage: Eukaryota; Metazoa; Chordata; Amphibia; Anura; Ranidae
Gene: RAVER1
Product: ribonucleoprotein, PTB binding 1
Exons: 14
Coding region: 56-2143 (695 amino acids)
Cellular component (GO): cytosol
Molecular function (GO): mRNA binding
Source: RefSeq, a predicted model, not a curated record